Molecule: messenger RNA, 8990 nt
Organism: Zonotrichia albicollis (white-throated sparrow)
Lineage: Eukaryota; Metazoa; Chordata; Aves; Passeriformes; Passerellidae
Gene: USF3
Product: upstream transcription factor family member 3
Biological process (GO): positive regulation of transcription by RNA polymerase II; negative regulation of epithelial to mesenchymal transition
Molecular function (GO): RNA polymerase II transcription regulatory region sequence-specific DNA binding; DNA-binding transcription activator activity, RNA polymerase II-specific; protein dimerization activity
Source: RefSeq, a predicted model, not a curated record
UGGCGCGGGGUGUCCGCCCGCCGGAGGAUGGUCCCGGCGCUGGGGCCGCCGCGCAGCGCGCCCGGCCCGACCGCUCUCUUCUCCGAAACCAUGCCAGAGAUGACAGAGAAUGAGACACCUACUAAGAAGCAGCAUCGAAAGAAAAACCGGGAGACACAUAAUGCAGUGGAGAGACAUCGAAAGAAGAAGAUUAAUGCUGGGAUAAACAGAAUUGGAGAACUCAUUCCCUGCUCCCCAGCACUUAAACAGAGCAAGAACAUGAUCCUGGAUCAGGCCUUUAAGUACAUAACAGAAAUGAAAAGACAGAAUGAUGAACUUCUGUUAAAUGGAGGGAACAAUGAGCAGGCUGAAGAGAUAAAAAAACUCCGGAAACAGUUGGAUGAACUGCAAAAGGAAAACGGGAGAUACAUCGAGCUACUGAAAGCAAAUGAUAUUUGCUUAUAUGAUGACCCUACAAUCCACUGGAAAGGAAACCUCAAAAAUGCCAAGGUCUCAGUUGUUAUUCCCAGUGAUCAGGUUCAAAAGAACAUCAUUGUUUACUCAAAUGGGACUCAGCCCAAUGGAAAUAACCAGGGAGCAUCUGUGCAGGGAAUAACGUUUAAUGUCGGUCAUAAUUUACAAAAGCAAACAGCCAACGUUGUGCCAGUUCAGAGAACUUGCAACCUAGUGACUCCUGUGACAAUUGCUGGUGUUUAUCCCACAGAAAAUAAACCAUGGUCACAACCUACAGUUGCUCCACUGGCGUCUGCCCAGACAGCUCCAACAGGGAAUGUUCUUGAGCUCUCGCCCCCGGAGAACGAGCGAGGUGUGCCCAGCGCUGCUUCUGCCAGCUCACAGGGCACACCUCGGCCUGCAGCAGAGCAGGAACUACAGUGUUCUUCAAAUAACGCACCACAGAAUGAGCAAAAUCCCCCCAAAAGUAAAAGUGAUGAGGAGGGCACUAAGUCAACAAAGAAAACGCUCCCGCAGGGAACCAGCCUUCCUUCCAGUGCCUCCGUGGAAGCCUCCCAAGGUCAGCAGGUGAAUGCAGCUUGCUCAAACACACACAAUUCCAGGAGUGACCUCCAGGAGAGCUGCACCACUUCAACCACGGAUGCAGCUCGUGUGCCACCUGUGAGACCUGCAGAGAGCUGCUCUUCUGCAAAUGUCCCCAAAAGUACGGACGUGGUCAGCAGUGCUGGCGCGCCGGCGACGUCUGCGGCAGAAGGAGUUAAGGCUGUGACAGCAAUAAGCACUCUGGCUGCCAGUCCCCUGGAAAACUGCUGGUCUUUCUCAGGCUCUUCGGGUGUUGGCACUUCAGACUUGAAAAACAUGAGUAGCCUUACCCGGAUGCCUUCAGCUGGGAACACACAGACCACGUGGACAACCUUGCAGCUGGCAGGAAACACGGUUCAGCCGCUGAGCCAGACGCCAUCCGGGAUCAUGACUGCCCUCCUCAGCGAGCCAGUCAAUGCUGCUGGCACCGUGUCUUCUGCCCACAGCAGGCCUUUGACUACAAGCAUCAGUUUGCAUGCUUCUGUGCCUGGGGAUGUCCAGGCAGCUGAACAGAUUGUAGUUACCUUGCCCUCGUGCCCCCCCGUACCUAUACAGCCUUUAAUCAGCCAGCCACAGGUUAAAGCUCAGGCUGCAGGAAACAUCCUUCCAUUAAACUCAGCCAUGCAGGUGAUUCAGAUGGCUCAGCCAGUUGCCUCAGCUGUGACAGGAGCACCAGCUAACCAGAAUGUCAUCAUUCUCCAGCCUCCAAACCCUGCUCCGUGCCCACCCAUUGUGAGAGCGGAAGUUCCCAGCCAAAAUGUUAGUCAGCAAAUUGUAAUUAUACAAGCUGCAAAUCAGAAUCCUCUUCCCCUCCUCUCUGCUCAGCCUUCUGCUUCUGUAAGAGUUCCCGUGAAUGGGCCAACUGCAGUUGCCAACUCCAGUGGCACCAUGCAAAAUGCCUCUCUUCCACAGACUUUUGGAGGGAAACAUCUUGUCCAUAUAUUACCAAGGCCAUCUUCUUUGCCAUCUUCUAGCUCUACGCAGACAUUCUCAGUGACAAUGUCCAACCAACAGCACCCUCAGACUAUCUCAUUAAAUGGGCAGCUUUUUGCAUUGCAGCCUGUGAUGUCUUCAUCUGGAGCUUCAAACCAAGCCCCUAUGCAAAUUAUUCAGCCCACCACCAGCGAAGAUCCAAAUACCAAUGUUGCCCUCAACACAUUUGGUGCUUUAGCUAACCUCAAUCAAAGCAUAUCACAAAUGGCUGGGCAGAGCUGCUUGCACUUGUCUCUCAGCCACCCCACCAAUGCUGCAACUGUCAAUAAUCAGAUUGCCACAGUCAACUGUGUGUCAUUGCCAACUUCUGUGGCAUCUUCAGUGCCUGCAGAGGUUUCAGUAUUAACCAGUGUAUCUAAUACCAUAAACGCUUCCCCACAAAAAGCGGCUGCUGGCUUGCCAUCCAGUGCAAAAUCAAAAAGGACAAACAAAAAGCCAAGCACAAAGAAACACCUAACAGUCAAUAAUAAAGUGUCUUGCCCAGCAGCUCCUUGCAAAGAUGCAGGGAAGGUGGACUGUGCUCCUGUGGAAAUGGCGGCAAAGCCCUCAAGUGGCAAAGGGCCGGCAGAAAGCGCCCCGGCAGCGUCACAGGCUGUAACCACAGCGCAGGCGGGCGGCGCGGCUGCAGCGAGCAGCAUCAGCAUCUCUGACUCUCCUUCCAAAGAGGCUGCAAGCUCUGAGCAGGCAGUGAAAACCCCCUGUGCCCCAGAGCCAAGCUCAGCAGAGGUGCCUGCUUCCUCACCACUGGAGUCUGUAGUGUCAGAGCAGCUGCUGCUCGCUCCCCCGCUGGCCAAAGAUGCUGCUCCUUGCCAGCAGGUGCAGGGAUCUCAGAGCCACCCACCACCUGCCUCUGUCCCAUCAGAGUCCCCCAAACCCUGCACACCCCCCAGCACCUUAACAUCCUCUGGUAAAGAAGCACAGGUUACACACUUGCAGGUUGCAAAUGGGACUUCAGCAGCACAGAGCAGCACAGCAGGUCAUACUUCCAAGGCAGGAAUUAUUUCGGAGUCCUGCAACGUUGCGCAGGAUUCCUCAGUGGUAAUGCAAGAUGCGGACUUGUUAGAGGGACAGGGUCUAAGCAAAAUGCUGUCUGAUCUCACAAAAGAAAGAACAGCUGUGGAAAAAACCUCUUCAUUUACUGUUCAGGGGGAGCAUUCUAAUUUUCCUAUGGAAAGCUCUAAAUCAGCAGAAUCAAAUGCUGAUUUGUCUGAGAAGCAGGAACUCUUGCUGAUGAACACGGAAAGUGACACUCUCUCCCAGCCUCACUCCUGCAUCUCUGAUCAGGAAGUAGUCAGUGCUUCCCUUAUUACUAGCAGGCAGGCAGACUCCCCCAUGUCAACCAGCUCUGGCAGCAGUCGGGGCUUCUCAGUUGCAUCUAUGUUGCCAGAUACCACCAGAGAAGAUGUCACCAGCAGCACCUCUACCAGUACCUGUAACAGCUGCACAUUUUCAGAACAGACUGACAUUGUAGCUCUUGCAGCGAGAGCUAUUUUUGACCAGGAAAGCCUUGAGAAAGGUGGAGGAGGAAUACAGGUUAACACUAGGGAUGUCAUCUCUAAGAAUGAGGUUGCACCUUUGGAGAGAGAGCAACAGCCUUUUAAACCUCAGUCAGUGAAAGAAAACAAUGCAGGGCCGCUGGAAGUGGCACCGAACAAAUUCAGUGCUCAUGAUACAGUACAGACAAAUGUUGAUAGGCAGGUUGAGAAGCCAAGCUGCUCUGUAGGAGGUGUGGAAACAUCAAACACUCCUUUGCAGAUUUCCACUUCCCAGACACCCAGCAUAACCAGUCUAAGCGUGAAUAAUCUGAUUCACCAGAGCCGCAUUGUCCAUCCCCUGGUGAGUUGCUCAGGUUUAUCCCAGUCUUCAGAGCCUGCAAGCAUCCCUGCAACCGUGAGCCUCUCCCUUCCAUCUAGCACAUACAUCAAUCCCUCUCCAGGACCUGCUCUGAUGAGUGAAUAUGCUCAGGAACAGCUGAAUGCUAUCAGGGCAAGCAGCAUGCAGGCUCCCCAGCUGCAGGAAUCCCACUUGAAGCAGCAAACCCAUGAAGGUCGCAAAGACUCUGCCAAGAGGGCCGUUCAGGAUGACCUGCUGCUCUCUACAGCCAAGAGGCAGAAGCAGUGCCAGACAGCACCCAUAAGGCUGGAGGGGAUGGCGCUGAUGAACCGGACCCCAGAGGGUAUUGCUGAUCAAACACAGAUGCUGGUUAGUCAGAUUCCUCCUAAUUCAUCCAACUCAGUGGCUCCAGUGAGCAAUCAAGGGCACGCUGAUGGCCUCAAUAGGUUAUUCCCACCCAACAGCAAUUUCGUAACGUCGGCUUUGAGACAAACUGAAGUUCAGUGUGGUUCUCAGCCACCGCUCUCAGAGCAGCCAGGCCAGGCAGGGCAGCACUUGCAGCCCAUCCAACAUGUCCCUGCCCAAGGCAUCUCUCACCUUCACAGCAAUCACCCCUACUUGAAGCAGCAGCAGGCUGGGCAGUUAAGAGAGAGGCACCACUUGUACCAGCUGCAGCACCACGUCACUCAUGGGGAAAACGCAGUCCACACUCAGCCCCAUGGCGUCCACCAGCAGCGGACGAUACAGCAGGAGGUGCAGAUGCAAAAGAAACGGAAUCUCAUCCAGGGAACACAAGCCACACAGCUUUCUCUACAGCAAAAACACCAUGGAAGUGAUCAAACACGGCAGAAAGGUGGUCAGCCCCAUCCUCACCACCAACAAAUGCAGCAGCAGAUGCAGCAGCACUUUGGAGCGUCCCAGCCUGAAAAGAACUGUGAAAAUCCUGCAACAAGCAGAAACCACCAUAACCACCCUCAGAGCCAUAUCAAUCAGGAUAUUAUGCAUCAACAGCAACAGGAUGUUGGCAGCAGACAGCAAGGUUCCACUUCAGAACACGUGUCAGGGCACAAUCAGAUGCAAAGACUUAUGACCUCGAGGGGCUUGGAGCAGCAGAUGGUGUCCCAGGCCAGUAUCGUUUCCAGACCAUCAGAUAUGACAUGCACCCCUCACAGGCAGGAAAGAAACAGAGUUUCCAGCUACUCUGCUGAGGCUCUCAUUGGGAAGACGCCUUCUAAUUCCGAGCAGAGAAUAGGAAUAUCUCUUCAAGGCCCUAGGGUUUCUGACCAGCUUGAAAUGAGAAGCUACCUGGAUGUUUCUAGAAGUAAAGGGUUGGCAAUUCACAAUAUGCAGGGCCGCUUGUCCGUCGAUCACACAGUUGGCUCGGAUGUGCAGCGUCUUUCUGACUGCCAGACAUUUAAGCCCUCUGCACCCAAUCAACAACCAACGGGCAAUUUUGAUGUACAGGCUUCAAGGAACAGUGAAAUUGGCAAUUCUGUGUCCUCCCUCCGGGGCAUGCAGUCACAAGCGUUCCGAAUUGGUCAGAAUGCUGCGCCAUCCAUAGAGAGGCAGAAGAGACUGCCCUACCCACCAGUGCAGGGUAUUCCAACAGGGAAUACCCUGCCAUCGAGGGAAAACGAAAACACGUGCCACCAAAGUUUCAUGCAGAGUUUGCUCACCCCUCACCUUGGAGAUCAAGUCAGUGGAAGCCAAAGAUCAAUCCCAGAACAUCAAAGGAACACGCAGUGCGGUGCCUCCUCCACAAUCGAGUACAACUGUCCCCCAGCACGGGAGAGCGUCCACAUCCGAAGGGAUGGUGAUGGCCAGAGCAGGGAAAGCUGUGACAUGUCCAUUGGGGCACUUAACACAAGGAACAGUUCAUUGACUAUUCCCUUUUCAAGUUCUUCUUCCUCAGGGGACAUUCAGGGCCGCAAUACCAGCCCGAACAUCUCUGUGCAGAAGUCCAACCCCAUGAGGAUGACGGACAGUCAUGGAACUAAGAACCACAUGAAUACACCCGUGUCCAGCAACAUGCAUGGAGUUGUGAGGCCAGCUCACCCUCACCCUGCAGUUUCUCAUGGAAAUGGCGAGCAAGGGCAGCCUUCUGUUCGUCAGCCAAAUUCUUCGGUCACUCAGCGCUCCCGGCAUCCUCUGCAAGACAAUGGGGGGUCUAAAAUACGUCAGCCCGAAAGGAAUCGAUCCGGAAAUCAGAGACAUGGAAAUGUCUUUGACCCCAGUCUUCCCCAUCUUCCUCUGUCCACCAGUGGCAGCAUGAUCCUCGGGCGCCAACAGUCCACAAUAGAAAAAAGGGGAAGCAUUGUCCGAUUUAUGUCUGAUGGCCCUCAAGUGUCCAACGAUAACGCAGCCCCUGACCAACAUACGCUCUCCCAGAAUUUUGGAUUCCCUUUUAUUCCAGAGGGUGGCAUGAAUCCACCAAUAAACGCUAACGCUUCUUUCAUCCCACCGGUCACCCAGCCUAGUGCCACUCGGACACCAGCUCUAAUCCCAGUAGAUCCUCAGAACACACUGCCCUCCUUCUAUCCACCCUACUCUCCUGCCCACCCCACCCUCUCCAAUGACAUUUCCAUCCCUUACUUUCCCAAUCAAAUGUUUCCCAACCCAAGCACGGAGAAGCCGAGCAGUGGAGGUUUAAACAAUCGAUUUGGAUCCAUUUUGUCUCCUCCCAGGCCUGUUGGUUUUGCUCAGCCAAGUUUUCCUUUGCUUCCAGAUAUGCCACCAAUGCACAUGACCAACACAUCGCACUUAUCCAAUUUUAACUUGACUUCUUUGUUUCCAGAAAUAGCCACAGCUCUUCCUCCAGAUGGCUCAGCGAUGUCACCUUUGCUUUCCAUUACAAACACAUCUGCUUCAGAUUCUUCCAAGCAGCCCUCAAACCGCCCUGCCCACAAUAUAAGCCAUAUUUUAGGUCAUGACUGCAGCUCAGCUGUAUGAAAACUGGCAGACUGACUUCUGGUCUGAUUUGUUGUUUAUAUAUUUAAGAAGAAGGAAGCAGAUCUUAGUGUCACGCCUGGAGAGACCAUUCAUAGCAUCACUGUUUAUUUGCCUCAAUGUAUGUCUCUGGUACUUUCUAUAUUCCGUUGUGUUUCCACCCACCUCACUGACUCUAAAGCACCAGUGCCUAUAGCAAUGCUUACUUACUAGGAAAUGGUAAGGAUGCAGCAUUGAGAGCUGUGCAAAUGCUGGUUGUUGAUUUUCCAACAAUCAGGUUUGAUGUCUGGUUGUCCCAAGGUAAGGGCGGGCCACCCUCAGUAAUACAUGGAGUGAGAGCAUCCGUAUGGAGAUAGGAAACAAGUGCUACAGGUGUCAGUUUGUUACUGAUGUGUUUACCUGAAACUGCAGAGGAGCUAGGAAUGGUUUGGGUUUCUCUUUUUCCUUUGUAAAAUAUCUUCAGGAGCUUCAACACAAGUUAAGUCUGUGUUAACCCAGUGCUAAUUGGAAGAGGCAUUUGUUGUGCAGCUUUUGUCCGUCUCAAGCGUGUCACCUACAUUUAACUUAAGCCUGGCUUUACCUGGUGAAAAUGACUGUGUGCUCCCAUGGUCAGCAAUUAAAAAUACUGUUGUAGAAAAUUUAGAUUUCUUUAACCCAUGACUUUCUGUUUCUAAGAAUCUUGUUUAUAUCUGUUUCAGCAGUGGCUUCAGCUACUGCUGAACUCAGUCCCUGUUUCAUUGUAGCUCACAACUCCUGGUGCAGUCAGCAGAGACAGCAUCCUUGUUUUGUUGCCAUUUCGUUGUUGACUGCUGCAAGUUACCUCAGGGUGGGUUUUGUACCUUGUUUAGCACCUUCUUAAUGUCUUUUUUUUUCCCUCUCUACUUUUCUUUGGCCCAUGCUCUAACACCAGCUUUCUGCUUUCUGACAGCCCUUUGUUGUAGCAGGCAGCACAUGGGAGGAGUACUGAGCCUGUCACAUCCCACAAAAUGAGUGGAGAUUCCUGGGGGCACGGUUUUUACUUGAUAUUGCUGAUAGGAUUGAGCCUGAGUUAAUAUCAGUACUCUGCACUUGAAUGCACCUUUUAUCUAAACCUGUGUGAUUGUGGCUGAAGGAGGAACAUGGAUGUGUUGAGAGUGAAACACACAGGAAGACAUUGGGAUUUGAGGAAGGGUGAUGUGUUUGUAGAUGCACGAGAGAUGGAGUGAAUGUGUGUGCUGGCUGAGUCUCCAGCACUUUCACAAAUUUUGGUCCUAAUUCUUUUAAAGGAAAGGGAAGAAUUAGGUAAAUUUUAUUUAUUUAAUGUCUCUGCAGUGUGCUUUUUCUUCUAACAAGGCAGAAAUACUUGUCUUUUAUGUGUUUGUAAGUACCAUUCUGGGUUUGAUUCUUCAAACAACAUAGUAACUUGAGGUUCCCUGGCAUGCAGUCAUCCUCUGCUUGUGUGUUGCUCACCAGUGCAUCAUCUUGCUGCUCCUGGGACGUGACAAAGCUCCUGGUGAGGGCAUGGGCCGGAGCAGGCUCCCUGGGAUUCUUUGUUUUGUUUAUUUUCCUGUGAAAGGAGGAAAGGAAGAUAUUCCUCCAUGUGAAAGAACAGGACCACAAAGAGGGUCCUAGAACAGUUUUCCACAGCUUGACUGCCCAGACUUUGGUUUUGCUAAGCCCUUUUACACUGAUCCAGGAAAGUAGGGAAGCUUUACCAUCAAAAAUAAUUGGGCUGUGUCUGUAGCCUGUCCUGACAACAUCUCUGCUCUUGUAACCUACAGUCUGCUGUUUUCCUGCAAGGUAAAGUAAAACAGUUCUGAUCCUGGGUAGGAAUCACAGAAUUAGCUAGGUUGGAAAAAACCUUUCAGAUCAUCAAGGCCAACCUAUGACCUAAUCUAACACCUCCUCAUCAACUAAACCACGGCACCAAGUGCCACAUCCAGUCUUUUUUAGUGGAGUGGUGACUCUACCACCUCCCUGCCAGACAAUUAUUCCAUUGCCCCAUCAAUCUUUCAGUGAAUAGUUUUUUUCUGAUGUCUAACCUGAACUUCCCCUGGCACAGCUUAAGCCUGUCCUUUUAUUCUGUCAGCUGCUGCCUGGACAAAGAAUCAACCCCACCUGACUACACCCACCUUUCAGGGAGUUGUAGAGAGUGAUAAGGUCACCCCUGAGUCUCCUUUUCUUCAGGCUAAAUACCCCCAGCU